GGGGGGGCCCUGCCCUGUCCUCUUGCCAGGAAUGAGUACAAGUACUUCCAGAGAAUGACAAGCACAUCCCACGUGGAAGGUAAACAGAAUGCACUGAUAAUGGGUAAAAGAACCUGGUUCUCCAUUCCUGAGAAGAAUCGUCCUUUAAAAGACAGAAUUAAUAUAGUGCUUAGCCGGGAGCUCAAGGAAACCCCAAAAGGAGCACAUUAUCUUUCCAAAAGUCUGGAUGAUGCUUUAGCUCUUUUGGAUUCACCCGAAUUAAAAAGUAAAGUAGACAUGGUUUGGAUUGUCGGAGGCACUUCAGUUUACAAGGCAGCAAUGGAGAAGCCAAUUAAUCAUCGAUUGUUUGUGACAAGAAUUUUGCAGGAAUUUGAGAGUGACACAUUUUUUCCAGAAAUCAACUACAAAGACUACAAACUUCUCACAGAGUACCCAGGUGUCCCUGCUGAUAUUCAAGAAGAGAAUGGCAUCCAGUACAAAUUUGAAGUGUAUGAAAAAGCUGUCUUGGCACAAUAAAUAAGGCUUUGUGUACUUCUGUGUAAGGGCAGGUAUUUUAAAUCCUGAAAUCUUACUGAGUGCAGAUAUAUAUUGAAUUAUUGAGAGAAAAUCCUGCUUGAUAGUACAAUAUCUCAGUAGUGAAUGAUUCCAAAAAAUACACCCCACACUCUGCAUAUACACCCUAUAGUGGAGAUACAAGGGUGGUCAGCAGCAU
Charadrius vociferus (killdeer) is the source of this 712-nucleotide messenger RNA. RefSeq names its product dihydrofolate reductase (gene DHFR). Gene Ontology annotation, cellular component: mitochondrion. Gene Ontology annotation, biological process: glycine biosynthetic process; folic acid metabolic process; tetrahydrofolate biosynthetic process. Gene Ontology annotation, molecular function: NADP binding; dihydrofolate reductase activity. The record is from RefSeq and is a predicted model, not a curated record. The coding region runs from base 55 to 516 and encodes 153 amino acids. Lineage: Eukaryota; Metazoa; Chordata; Aves; Charadriiformes; Charadriidae. The transcript has 6 exons.